AUGAAGUGGAAUGACAGGGAAUUGAAGUUUGCCAGGACAGUGAUCUUCACCAUGGAGGAGAUCAACAGAGAUACUAAGCUCCUUCCUGGGGUGACUCUUGGCUAUAGGCUGUACAAUGGCUGUGGGAGUGAAAACCUGAUUCGAGCAGCCGUAGAAGCUGUAAAUGGAGAGGAUUCAAAAGGAUGCAGUGGUCAGAUACAGGCUCUCUUAGGCCAUUCAUCCUCUGGAGUGAGUGAAGACAUAAACAUCAUACUAAGCUCGCUAUCCAUUCCACAGGUGAGCUACCUCUCUACCUGUGCUUGUUUGAGCGACAAAAGAGUGUACCCCACAUUCUUCAGAACUGUGCCAAGUGACCGCUUCCAAGUCAUCGGUCUGGUGCAGCUUCUGAAAUACUUUGACUGGCGCUGGGUGGGGAUUAUUUAUUCUGAAGGCUUGUACUCAAAGGAAGGUACAACUGAAUUUGUCAAGGAAGCAGAGAAAGAGGGCAUAUGUGUUGAAUACAGGUUGCCUUACUCAAAGACAUCUCAAAUCAAGUUGAAUGCUAUUGUAGAGACACUGAGGGAGUCCUCGUCAAAGGUGGUCCUGUUGUUUGUGUCCUUGUCUUUCACCAAAUCUUUCUUGUCAAGAAUAGUGAAUUAUAACAUAACUGGAAAGCAGUGGGUUGGCAGUGAGUCUUGGAUCACACAAGUAGACCUGGCUUCUGAUGAGAGAAAGAGCAUUUUACAGGGGGCAAUGGGCUUUGCCCUCCCUCAGGCAUCCAUACCAGGUCUUGGUGAAUUCUUACUCAGCUUGAAACCCGCUGAUGAACCACAGAGUGCUAUAAUAAAAUCUUUCUGGGAGAAGUUCUUUGACUGCAGCUUCUUUCCAUCAAAUACCUCUACUAUGUGUACUGGCACAGAAGAUCUCAGGACAGUCUCCAGUGACUACACAGAUGUGACAUAUUUCAGGGCUGAGAAUAAUGUGUACAAAGCAGUGUACUUGGUGGCAUAUGCCCUUCAUGCACUAUUGCAAUGUCAAAAUGGCUCAAAUCCCACAACAGGAAAGUCCUGUGUGACCAAGAACGAUGUUCAGCCAAAGCUUGUGUUGGAGCACAUUAAGUAUGUGAACUUCACAACACAGAAUGGGGACAAGGUUUUCUUUGAUGAAAAUGGUGACUCAGUUGCCCAGUAUGACUUAGUUAACUGGCAAAUGAAAGAAGAUGGCUCUGUUGAGAUUGUGAAUAUCGGUCAAUAUGAUACCUCUGUUCCAGAGGGGGAAAAAUUCAAGCUAAAAGACAACACCAAAAUAGUUUGGGGAGGUAACACUAAUGAGGUGCCAAGGUCUGUCUGCAGAGAACCGUGCCCACCAGGGACUCGAAAGGCGAUAAACAAGCGUAAACCUGUGUGCUGCUUCGACUGCUUUGAGUGUCCUGAGGGAAAAAUUAGUAAUCAGACAAAUUCUCCAGAAUGUUUGGCCUGUCCACCUGAAUUUUGGCCAAAUAAAAAGAAAGACCAGUGUUUUCCAAAACCUACUGAAUACCUUUCCUACAAAGAGAUCAUGGGGGCACUUUUAACGGGAUUUGGCUGUGUUGGCGUAUUUUUAUCUCUUCUGACAUCAAUAAUUUUUUGGACUCAUAAAGAGACCCCCAUAGUAAAAGCCAACAACUCUGAGCUCAGCUUCCUGCUGCUCUUCUCAUUAAAACUGUGUUUCCUGUGUUCUCUGACCUUCAUCGGCCGGCCCUCUGAGUGGUCCUGCAUGCUGCGACACACAGCAUUUGGCAUCACCUUUGUCCUCUGUAUCUCCUGUGUUCUUGGGAAAACUAUAGUGGUUUUAAUGGCUUUUAGAGCCACACUUCCAAGCAGUAAUGUGAUGAAAUGGUUUGGUCCUAAACAGCAGAGACUCAGUGUUCUGACUUUUACCCUCAUUCAGGUUGUCAUUUGUAUACUUUGGCUUACAACCAACCCUCCAUUCCCAAAGAUGAACAUGAAGUACUAUAAAGAAAAGAUCAUCUUAGAGUGUGCCCUGGGUUCAGCUGUUGGAUUCUGGGCUGUGCUGGGUUAUAUCGGACUUCUUGCUCUCUUGUGUUUUAUAUUUGCUUUUCUCGCUAGGAAGCUGCCAGACAGCUUUAAUGAAGCCAAACUGAUCACCUUCAGCAUGUUGAUAUUCUGUGCAGUCUGGAUCACUUUUAUCCCAGCUUAUGUCAGCUCUCCUGGGAAGUUCACUGUGGCUGUGGAGAUAUUUGCUAUUCUGGCCUCCAGUUUUGGUUUGCUGGCGUGCAUUUUUGUUCCGAAAUGCUAUAUCAUUAUCUUCAGGCCAGAACAAAACUCAAAAAAACAUUUGAUGGGAAAAAUACCACCGAGAACUCUUUAA
This is a messenger RNA of Xiphias gladius (swordfish), 2349 nucleotides long. Its product is annotated as extracellular calcium-sensing receptor-like. The transcript has 6 exons. Gene Ontology annotation, molecular function: G protein-coupled receptor activity. Gene Ontology annotation, biological process: G protein-coupled receptor signaling pathway. The record is from RefSeq and is a predicted model, not a curated record. Lineage: Eukaryota; Metazoa; Chordata; Actinopteri; Istiophoriformes; Xiphiidae. Bases 1 to 2349 code for a protein of 782 amino acids. Gene Ontology annotation, cellular component: membrane.